GUUAUAUUCAGAACAUUGUAAUAAACAUAGCCACGCUUUGGUUAUUGUUCACUAGUGUACCUGUCAGAAUAAGCACUUCAAUAUAUAAUUAUGUAGAUGAUGAUGAUAUAUAUUUUGUAGAUGUAAAUCUGUCUAGAUCUAAUACAUAUUCUGUAGAUAUGAAUCCACCUAGAUCUGAUACAAAUUCUGUAGAUGUGAAUCCUCCUGAGUCUGAUGAAUCACUUGUGUAUAAAUCAACAAAAGAAAGCAAAUUUGAUAUUUGUCAAAUUUAUUACCCUGAAGAAGCAAACAGUAAUGGUCCAAUUAUUAAAGCUACACAUGUUAUUAGUAAACGGAGGCAAAAAAAGAUAGCACAACUAUUGGUUAAAUUUAUUAUUGAAGAUUGCCAACCUCUCCAUAUUUUAUGUAGUCAAGCUUUUUAUCGGCUAUUAAAUUAUAUGGAAGUAGGGUUUCAUAUUCCUUGCAAGCAAACUGUAAAAAAAAUGAUUGACAAAGCCUAUGAUUGGAGUCAGGAUCAACUAUUUGAAAUGAUGAAUAUUGAUGGUGGAUUUGUUAAUUUAAUAACAGAUAUAUAG
Messenger RNA from Dentiscutata erythropus, 575 nucleotides. The record is from the annotation of a GenBank genome assembly. NCBI's taxonomy places the organism in Eukaryota, Fungi, Glomeromycota, Glomeromycetes, Diversisporales, Gigasporaceae.